AUGCCUGAUACGCUGGAGGAUGCGGGUCCUUCCACGGUAUCGCUACGAAUCUGUAUGGAAGGCCAUGCGAAUGCCUUGGCCCUAAACAAGGAGCAUAAUCAAAUUGCAGUUGCCGGACGCAGCUUGCUCAAAGUCUAUUCGAUUGACGCUGAAAGCUUCACGGAGGUGUGCAAUAUGCGAGUCGGCAAGAAUCAAAAUCUCAGCUAUUCCUCCAAUGAUGUGGCUUGGAGCACAUUGGAUAGCAAUAUUUUGGCCACGGCAGCCACCAAUGGCGUUGUCUCCGUGUGGGAUCUUUCCAAGUUUGGACGGCAAAAGCAGCUGCUCGUUUACAAUGAGCACGAGCGUACCGCUCAUACAGUGACGUUUCAUAGCACAGAAGGGAAUAUAUUGAUAUCUGGCUCACAGGAUGGUACCAUCAAGUGCUUCGACAUACGCUUCGAUACGUCGGUGAACACAUAUUUCAGCAACUCGGAGUCCGUGCGCGAUCUCAAGUUCUCACCGCACUCGCCGAAUGUAUUUUCUGCCGUAUCAGAGAAUGGAACCGUUCAGUUGUGGGACAUGCGCAAGUGGGACAAGUGCAUGGUUCAGUUCACGGCGCACAGUGGACCCAUUUACACGUGCGAUUGGCAUCCCACGCGCAAUUGGCUGGCUACCGGCAGCCGGGAUAAGCAGAUAAAGGUGUGGAAUAUGGAUGGACGCGCCAGCUUGGAGUACACCAUACAUACGAUUGCCGUAGUUGGCCGUGUUAAAUGGCGGCCAGAGCGAACCUAUCACAUAGCCAGCUGCGCGCUCGUGGUGGACUACAGCAUACACGUGUGGGAUAUACGUCGUCCCUACAUACCCUUUGCCUCCUUUAAUGACCACACAAACGUCACCACGGACAUUGCUUGGCAGGGCAGUGAUUCGCAUUGCUUGCUCUCUACAAGCAAGGACUCCAGCAUAUAUAAGCACGCUUUUAAAGAUGCUACACGUCCGGCUUUGAAGGCCAAUGCACAGGGCGCCAGCUUGGGCAGACAUGGAGACAUCUCAUUUGCCAAUAAAAUCAAGGAAUACGCAAUUAAGUCGAGUGGCUUAUCCAAUACUAAAAGUACCAACUUUAUAAGUCGCCGUAAAUCAAAUAUGCCCGGGAAUAUUCAAUUUCAUCUGGACCAUUCCAAGAUGUACAUGUUUAUGCUCAAGAAUGUGAACAUGGACUUAGGCCCUGAAUUUCCCGCGCACGAUACUACCACAGAGCUGCGGGUGCACGAAGUCUUCAUUGGCUGCGCCCGGGAACUGCUGCUGAGCGGCAAGAAACUGGCCGAGUUGUGCGAACACAAUGCGGAAGUCUCUCGGAAAUACGGAAAAUAUAAUGCUACCACACUGUGGAACUUCAUUAAACUCUUUUAUGGCACCAAACACUUUGAGCCACCCUUCGAGCAUCGCUCCUCGUUCUCCAAUCAAAAGAAUCCCAUUACCUCGCGUCGUGCUGCACAAGUGGCCAGCGAUUGGACGCCACACGAUCAGGGUCAGGAGAUGAAUGGCAAUAGCCAAGAGACACAACUGGAAGCAGCCGAUGCCAGUGACGAUGGAGAUGAGCUGGCUGUCGGUGGCAAACAAAAUCCGCCGCCAACCAGUUCGGUGAUACUCUCUGAAACGCAAAUCAUUAGUGAGAUUACGUUUGAUAACUUUGAGCUGUUGCGCAAUGGGUUUAUUUAUGUCGGACCCGCGGACUUAACAAAAGCUCUGGCAUUACCGGACACGGCGUUGCAUCAUGAUGUACAAGCAGUUCGUUCACAGCUGGAUCUCAAGGCAUCCGAACAUGAAAAAUCUCCGCCUCCUCAAGUGCCGAGUAUAUUGAAGGUGAGCCAUGUGCCGCCCAUACCCAUGUGGGAGCCACAUCAAUUCGUGGUAGAUGCCCUGAUGCUGCAGAACGAUGUGGGCGAUGUGCAAACCGCUCUGACCAUAUUAAUUGUUAUGGGCGAGGCACGCCAGCUGCUGCCCAUUGAAGAUGUCGUGGUGGAACACUGGUUUCACACCUACGUGGAUCAGCUGCAUCGCUACGAACUCUGGAACGAGGCCUGUGAGGUGAUUAAUCGCGCCUGGGUGCGCUCCGUGCAGCAACUGAACCAACAGUCAACAGUCAUGCCAACCAACUGCGGCGAAUGUGGCCGACCGCUGGGCGGCGCUGUGGGCUGGUACUGUGACAAGUGCAAGUCUAUGCAAUCGGCUAAGUGCACCGUCUGUAAUCUAAUUGUGCGUGGCGUGUAUGCUUGGUGUCAGGGCUGCUCCCAUGGCGGUCAUAUCGACCAUUUGCAGCAGUACUUUGCCAAGCAUUCGAAGUGCGCCAAAUGUGGACAUUUGUGCGCGUUUUCCUGACACCCAGAUGAAUUCUACGCUUAAGCCGAAUAGUAAGCGCAGCUAAAGUUGCGCAAGAUGCGUGUUCAGAUGUGAUGA
Drosophila navojoa is the source of this 2433-nucleotide messenger RNA. RefSeq names its product WD repeat domain 24 (gene Wdr24). Lineage: Eukaryota; Metazoa; Arthropoda; Insecta; Diptera; Drosophilidae. Gene Ontology annotation, biological process: positive regulation of macroautophagy; positive regulation of TORC1 signaling; cellular response to amino acid starvation. Gene Ontology annotation, cellular component: cytosol; GATOR2 complex; vacuolar membrane. Gene Ontology annotation, molecular function: protein binding. The record is from RefSeq and is a predicted model, not a curated record.